This is a messenger RNA of Paramecium sonneborni, 740 nucleotides long. The record is from the annotation of a GenBank genome assembly. NCBI's taxonomy places the organism in Eukaryota, Ciliophora, Oligohymenophorea, Peniculida, Parameciidae.
AUGAAUUAAUUAAAUUCUGAUCUUAAAUCAUAAAUCAUAGACUAUUUCGAACAAUUACAAAACAAAUUGAAUCAAACUGGCUAUUCUGACAUUCGUGUUAUACUACCUGAUGAUAUCUCUGUUGCAUUUAAAUACAUCGCUCGCAUUUUAGAUUAAUUUAUUGAGUAAAAUACUUAUGUAUAUAAAGAUUACAUCAAGAAAUUAUUGAAUAAUAUGAUCUAUUGGAACAAUCAUUAUAAAAAGCUGAAUCUGAAAUUCGAUAUCAUAUCCAUGUUCAUUUUAUCAUUUAUUUCAGGUUGAAUAAAGAUUAAAGAUUCAUUGUGAUUAAAUACAAGAGAGUCUUACUCUAAAAGAAGAACAAUAUAAAAUUCUAUAAAUGAAAAUGGAAGUAUUUAUUCAUUCAAAUAUAAGCUUUAAGAAAAAUAAAUUAUAUAACUCAAAAAAGAGAUUGAUGUUGCCUCAAAAAGGCGAAUAGACACAGAAAAGAGUGUAACUGAUACUCAAUCAAGAGUACUUAUAUUUUCUUAUUUAAGUAAUGUUUAAUGAUAAAUGGAAUACCUUCGUCAUCUACAAUCAAAUAAAUAAUUAAACCAAAAACUCGAAUAAAAACAGAAUCUAUCGAUAUUAAUAAAGUAAGAUCCAUCUCCUCCUUAGAUUAUAAUAACUACUCUAUUUUGAUUAGGAGAAAUGAUGAUAGAAAAAAAAGAUCAUCAACUAUUCAAAUUAAUAAAAAAAAGUGA